Pungitius pungitius (ninespine stickleback) is the source of this 17465-nucleotide messenger RNA. RefSeq names its product SCO-spondin (gene sspo). Gene Ontology annotation, cellular component: extracellular matrix. The record is from RefSeq and is a predicted model, not a curated record. Gene Ontology annotation, molecular function: protein binding. The transcript is spliced from 114 exons. Lineage: Eukaryota; Metazoa; Chordata; Actinopteri; Perciformes; Gasterosteidae.
CACUUGAAAAUAAUGACAGAAAGCAAAGACGUAUAAAUAUUGAUGGAGUACUUUUAUGGCAAAGAUUUCCCAAAAGCACUUCAAAGGAGUCUAAGCACAAAUAUUCAGGAGAGGAUCAUGGGGACCCUACUACUGACUCUGCUUGGGCUGCAGACAGUGAUGGGAAUGGGACGUUGGUGCGAACACGUGAUGGAGGAGAGAGUGGAGCAAGUCAAGUCGCCGCGCCUGCAGCUGGAAGUCAGCUGCGCGGAGGUGUAUCAGUACGACGCUCGGGACUGGAGGCUGGACGUGGACAGGAUGCGCGCCAGGCACGGGGGCGACGACGGCAUCGCGCUGUACUACAAACACCAGGGUGCAAAGGCGUCCUGCUUCCUGUACAAACCACCAGAGAUGGAGAAGCAGAUGGUGAACAAGACAGUGAGGACAUGCUGUGAGGGCUGGGGAGGACCACACUGCUCUGAGGGUGUGGGCGUGCGUGGCCGGUGUUUCUCUACGUGGAGUUGUGAGAACUUCCCUGGGGUCCAUAACUCCUCUCUCAUGCCGAUGGAGCAGUGCUGCAGCACCAUAUGGGGGCUGAGCUGGAGGAACACCUCGGACCACACCUGCCUGUCCUGCACCUACACCCUUCUUCCUGACUCCCAGUCCUCCCCUUUGGUGCGCAGUGGGCUGCUGGGGAGCAUCAGGGUGCCUCAGAGCUCAGCCACCUGCAUGUCCUGGGGCGGAGCCCACUACCGCACUUUUGACAGGAAGCACUUCCACUUCCAGGGCACCUGCACAUACCUGCUGGCUUCAUCCACUGACGGCACCUGGGCGGUCUACAUCAGUACGGUCUGUGACGGGAGAGGAGAGUGCAGCAAGGCUUUGAGGAUGAUGUUUGGUCUCGAUUUGGUUUCAAUUCAACGCAAGAACUUAACGCUGAACAGCCUCAGUAUUCCAAACGGAAAAGCACUCUUUGAAAAUGGAGUAAGUGUUCACUGGCUGGGGGACUUUGUGUUUGUGGAGAGCGGCCUGGGAGUAAAAGUGAAGUUCGACCUGAGGAACACUGUGUACCUGACGGUGAGCGCCGAGCACCUGGCGGGCACCAGGGGGCUGUGUGGACUCUACGACAACAGCGCCGACGAUGACUUCACCACAAUGGCCGGAGCUGUGUCCCAGUUUGCUGCCAGCUUCGGAAACUCGUGGAAAGUUCCCGACCCACAAAACGAAGGAUGCAGCGACGCGGCCGAGCUCGGCCACAGCUGCGACGUCUCGGGAGACGUGGCCCUACGAGGGCGGGCGGAGUCCGCGUGUCGACGCCUGCUGGAGGACCCGUUCACACGCUGCCACCAGCGGUUGGACCCAGCCGCCUAUAUGGACACCUGUCUCUACCUUUACUGCAGCCUCCCACCCGCGGCCCGGGAUUCAGCGGUGUGUGACACCCUGGCCAGUUACGCUCGAGAGUGUGCUCAGCAACACGUCCUCAUGGUGUGGAGGACAGACACGCUGUGUGGUCGCGUCUGUCCCAGAGGUCAGGUGUUCUCAGACUGUGUGUCCUCCUGUUCCCCCAGCUGCGCGUCUCCCCAGCCCCCCGGGCCUGCUGCAGUCAUGGGCCAGUGCAGGGAGGAGUGUGUAGGUGGCUGCGAGUGUCCGCCAGAGCUUUACCUCCACCAGGGCUUCUGUUUGACAAGAGACAAAUGUCCCUGUUUCCAUCGAAGACGCACCUACCAGUCAGGGGAAAGCAUACAGCAGAGAUGCAACACCUGUCUGUGCCGAGCAGGCCAAUGGCAGUGUACUGUGGAGAAGUGUGCCGUCCAGUGCAGCCUGAUAGGGGCGCUACAGGUAACCACCUUUGACAAAAAGAGGUACUCGCUGCACGGAGGAGACUGUUCCUACACCGCCGUGGAGGACUUUGUUGACGGGAAGCUGGUGGUGAGUGUGCGCUGCGGGCUGUGUACAGCGGGAGGAGGUGUAGGAGAAGGUCUAGGUUGUCUAAGGGAGAUGUCAGUCACAGCACUGCGCACCACUGUCACCAUCACAGACACCGGUACAGUGAUGCUGAACGGCCUGAGGGAGCCACUGCCUGUGGUGACAGGGGACCUUGUUGUACGUAGGGCCUCUUCCUCAUUUCUCCUCAUCCAGGCUUUUGGGGCCCAGCUGCUGUGGCACUUAGAUGGACCUUUGGCUCUCAUCACCCUGCAGCCUGGCUUUGCCAACAAGGUUCGCGGCCUUUGUGGAACGCUCACCUGGAACCAGCAUGAUGACUUCCUCACCCCGCAAGGAGACGUGGAGAACAGUGUUUCGUUGUUCGCGAGCAAAUUCACGACAGAGCGGUGUGCUCCACCUAGAGGGGCUCCACCUGACCCCUGUACCACAUACACCCAGAGGAGGCAGUAUGCGGAGACAGUGUGCUCUGUCAUACACAGCCCCGUCUUUCAGGUGUGUCACGACGUGGUGGAGAGGGACCCAUUUUUCCGUCUCUGUCUGUCGGAGGUUUGUGGCUGCGCUCCACAAAGGUCCUGUCACUGCACCAUCCUCACUGCCUACGCCCGACAGUGCGCUCAGGAGGGCGCCACAGUACACUGGCGCAAUCAAACGUUCUGCACGGUCCAGUGUUCAGGAGGUCAGGUGUACCAGGAAUGUGGUGGCACAUGUGGCGGCUCCUGUUCCGACCCAAGGAGCUGCGAUGCCGCUGGCGGGGGGGCGGGUCUCAGGCUGUGUGUUCCGGGUUGCCAGUGCCCACUCGGGCUAGUGCAGGACCUCCAUGGCCAGUGUGUGCCCAUCACUAUGUGCCCCUGUGUGCAAGGAGAGAAGACUUACCCACCUGGGGCCCGGAUCCAGAACAACUGUAACACCUGUGUGUGUGAGCGAGGGCUGUUUAACUGCACUCAGGAGCGCUGUGAGGAGGUGAACCAGUGUCCAGGCCAUCUAGUCUACUCCCCACGCUCCUGCCUCCUCACCUGCUCCGGUCUGGACCUCCCUGGCCGCCAGCAGGGGUCGGGUGUGGCACAUGGGAGCUGCAGAGAGUCCGCCUGCGUCUGUCCCCAGGGAACCGUCUUGCUAGAUGAUCGCUGUCUUCUACCAGAGGACUGCCCCUGUCACCAUAAUGGUCGACUUUACUACAGCAACGACACCAUUACCAAAGACUGCAACACGUGCGUGUGCAAGGAGCGGCGCUGGCACUGCGGCCAGUCGGCCUGCGCCGGUGUCUGCGUGGCGACGGGCGACCCGCACUACGUCACGUUCGACGGCCGCCCUUAUUCUUUCCUGGGCGACUGCCAGUACGUGCUGGCGGGGGAGACCGGCGGUCUGUUCAGCGUGAUGGCAGAGAACGUGCCAUGUGGCAGCACCGGUGUCACCUGCACAAAGUCGGUGACCCUCAGCCUGGGAAAUACUGUCAUACAUCUGCUGAGAGGUAAAGCUGUGACAGUAAAUGGGAUGCCAGUUAGUCUACCAAAGUCCUACAGUGGCAGUGGUCUGACUUUGGAGAGAGUCGGCAUGUUUGUCUCUCUUUCCUCCCAAUUAGGGGUCACUCUGCUAUGGGAUGGAGGUAUGCGUGUGUACGUGCGGCUCGAGGCCCACCUGCGUGGCCGGGUUGGGGGCCUGUGCGGUAACUUUGAUGGGGACACAGAGAACGACUUCACCUCGCGGCAGGGCAUCAUGGAGUCAACCGCCGAGUUGUUUGGUAACUCCUGGAAGGUCAGCCCCUCCUGCCCUGAUGUUUCAGACCAGGACCUCCGGGACCCCUGUGCUAUUAACAACCACAGGGUCCCCUGGGCCAGGAAAAGGUGUGCGGUCCUGACUCAGGAGCUCUUUUCUCAGUGCCACCCUGAGGUGCCCUUCCAGCAGUACUAUGACUGGUGUGUCUUUGAUGCUUGUGGCUGUGACUCAGGUGGUGACUGUGAGUGUCUCUGCACAGCCAUCGCUGCCUAUGCUGAAGAGUGUAACCGCAGAGGCGUCUACAUCCGCUGGAGGUCCCAAGAACUCUGUCCUAUGCAGUGUGAUAACGGGCUGGUGUACGACCCCUGUGGUCCAGCUUGCUCUCACUCAUGUCCCAGCGUUCAGCCGAGUCCACACUCCCAGUGUGGCGCUCUCUCCUGCGUGGAGGGCUGCUUCUGCCCAGCCGGCACCGUCCGGCACGGGGACAGCUGUGUAGUUCUCAUCCAGUGUCCAUGUGAGUGGGAGGGCUCCAUCUUUCCACCUGGAUCCACCAUCACUCAACACUGCCAGAACUGUUCCUGUGAGGUUGGCGUUUGGCAGUGCAAGGGUGUGGCUUGCCCUCCGGUGCCUCCUCCCUGUUUAGAUUCAGAGUACACCUGUGCUGGGGGGCGCUGCAUCCCCUCCCAGUGGGUGUGUGACAAUGAAGAAGAUUGUGGCGAUGGUUCGGAUGAGAUCUGCCCGUCCACCUGCCCCCCGGACAAGUUCCACUGUACCAGCACGCCGAGUGGACCAUGUCUGAACUUGGCGCUGCGUUGUGACGGACACCCAGACUGUGCCGACCAAUCGGAUGAGGAGUUCUGCGGCCCUGCCACCCCCACACCCCUGUGCCCGCCAGGGGAAUUUCAGUGUGCCAAUGGAAAGUGUCUGCCAGCCAGCCGAGUGUGUGACGGGCGUCUGGACUGUGGCUUUGCUGACGGUUCUGACGAGCAGGACUGCGGCGUGGUGUGUGAUGAGGGGGAAUUCCUGUGUUCUGGAGGACGUUGCAUUCUCUACCUCCACCGCUGCGACGGACACGAUGACUGCGGAGACCUCAGUGACGAGAGGAAGUGUGUCUGUGCAGCUGGAGAGUUUCAGUGCCCUGGGGAUCAGUGUGUCCCUGCAGACAGAGUGUGUGACGGACACAGAGACUGCCGCUCUGGAACAGACGAAGCCGUCUGUCCUAGUAGAGUGACCUGCGCUCCUGACCAAUUUGCCUGUAGCGAUGGAACAUGUGUCGCCACUACUAAAGUAUGUGAUGGAAGGUCGGACUGUGGGGCCGGAGAGGACGAGAACAGAACCCACUGCUACACGACCCCUUUGCCCUCCCCCGGUUCCCAGACUACCCCCACUUUAGGCUGUAGGUCCUAUGAGUUCCGUUGUGCCACUGGCGGCCAGUGUGUGCCUCAGGCCUGGCGCUGUGAUGGGGAAACCGACUGUAUGGAUGGUAGCGACGAGCAGGGGUGCACGGCCCCCUGUGGCCCUGGCCGGGUGCCCUGUCUCAGCAGGGACCAGUGUGUAGACUAUCAGCAGCUCUGUGACGGGAUCCUACACUGCAGGGAUGCCUCGGACGAAAGUGUCGACAACUGUGGUUCUAUUCGGAUACCACCGUGCCUCGGCAGCUUCCUGUGCGACAACCACACCUGUGUGAACAUGUCGCAAGUGUGCAACGGCGUUCAGGACUGUCUACAGGGCGAAGAUGAGUUUGUGUGUGAUAAAUCUGUCCCACCAGUAUCCCCUGGAAGUAGGAACACCACUAUCACCUGCUCUGAAUUUACCUGUAUGGACGGAUCCUGUGUCCCCUUUAAUAUGGUGUGUAAUGGUGUGAUAGACUGCCCGGACUCCUCACUAUCACCAUUUGGAGGCCCCACUGAUGAGCAGGGCUGUAGAACCUGGAGCUCCUGGGGUCUGUGGACCCCCUGCAGCACCUCCUGUGGUACCGGCUCCAGGAGCCGGCAGAGAACCUGUCCUACAGGACAUCCAUUGAGUCACUGUAAGGGACAGGACUCCCAGAGGGAGCAGUGCUUCAACACCACCUGUCCUGUGGAUGGUCAAUGGCUGCCGUGGGUGAGCUGGGCCAACUGCUCCAGCGGUUGCGGUGGCGUGCAGGUCCGACACAGAGGCUGCACCCCCCCACACUACGGGGGCCGGGACUGUUUCCAGCUCCCCGGAUCAUUCAACAUGUCCACAGAGAUUAAGCCCUGUCCUGACGAUGGAUGUGUCAACACCAGCUGUCCCACUGGGCUGGUGAGACACAACUGUGCUCCCUGCCCAGUGUCCUGUGCCCACAUCAGCAGUGGGGCAGGCUGUGAUCCAAAUGCCCCCUGCUACUCAGGUUGCUGGUGUCCGGAGGGCCAGGUGAUGAGUCACACGAAACAGUGUGUGUCACCAGAGGAGUGUGUUUGCGAGAUGGCAGGUGGGCGCUACUGGCCGGGCCAGCAGAUCAAGGUGGACUGUGAGAUUUGUGUGUGUGAGAGUGGAAGGACACAGAGAUGCCGGCCCAACCCAGACUGCUCCGUUCACUGUGGCUGGUCCUCUUGGACUGAGUGGGGAGAGUGUUUGGGGCCUUGCGGUGUUCAGAGUGUCCAGUGGUCCUUCCGGAGCCCAAACAACCCAAUCCAACACGGAGACGGGAGAAGGUGCAGGGGAAUAUACAGGAAAGCCCGGCGGUGCCAGACCAACCCCUGUGAUGAGUGUGAGUUCCAAGGUCGGUCACAUGCUGUGGGAGACAGAUGGAAGUCCGACAACUGCCAACUUUGUCACUGUCUAGCCAACCUAACAGUGCAGUGUUCCCUCUACUGUCCCUUCUCUGUCAGUGGAUGUCCACAGGGCCAAAGUCUGGUGUCUGUAGAAGGAGACAGGUGUUGCUACUGCCAAGGUGACUGUUGGUAUCCUCUGGGUGUCCAGACUCUCCCAGACUCCAGUUUCAGUGCCUCAUCACAGCAGCCUGGUCACCCCCCUGAGGUAGGCCGGCUGCAUUGGAGGGACCCCCAUAGAGACCUCCAGGGUUGGAGUCCAGAACCCCACGAGUAUAAGGACCUACCAGAGCGGAGGCCCGAGGGACACACAAGCAGCCCAUACCUACAGACAGACCUGCUGAAAGCAUACAACAUCACAGGUGUGCUUACACAGGGUGGUGGUGCAUUCAGCACAUUUGUGUCCAGCUUCUACCUCCAGUUCAGCAGGGAUGGCAGACAGUGGGACACCUACAAAGAGCUUGUUACUGACGCCCGGCCCGAAGCCAAGGUUUUUUAUGGUAACCAUGACGACGGAGGGGUGGCAGAGAUCCGACUGGACAGGACGGUGGAGGCUCAAUUUGUCCGCCUGCUGCCACACGACUUCCAGAAUGGCAUCUACCUUCGACUUGAGAUCAUGGGCUGCGGAGAUGGUCCGGAAAUAGUUCAAUGCUACUCAAUUCAAUAAUUAUGCAUUUUAGUUUCCUUAAACGUGAUUUCUAUGUCGAAUAUAGCAAAGUUGAAGCACUCGUUUACUAAAUCGGACCAUUCCCCACGUGCAGGUACACAGCCAUCAACUACAACCAUUAGUCCACGCCGCUGCUCAGAUGGUCAGUUCUCCUGCCCCCCACCAGGGGGCUGCAUCAAUGCGGGGCUGCGCUGUGACGGAAUCCCACACUGUCCAAAAGGGGAGGAUGAAAUGGGCUGCCAUUCCCAUGACAUCACCACCGAGUCAAACAGACUAUACACACCCACCCCUGCACCCCUCAGGACACCACCCAAGACCGCUGUCACAGCCACUUCAACGGUUGGUACCCCAGGAUAUCGUGCCAUCUGCUCAUCACCCCUGGGACUGGAGGAUGGGAGAAUUCGAUAUGGUCAGCUGACGUCGUCCUCGCACCGCGAGAACAACCCUGCUGAUGCUGGACGAUUGAACAUCGUCCCUAACGUUCAGGUUAUGGAGCCUGGAUGGAGCCCCUUACCUGCAGACCCUCAGCCCUUUUUUCAGGUGGACUUCCUGGAGCCCACGUGGGUGUCAGGGGUGGUGACCCAGGGCGGUGAGCGCAUGUGGGGUUACCUCACCAAAUACCGCCUGGCCUUCGCCCUACACAGCAGCCUCUUCACAGACUAUAUCGACAAUAGAAACCCAGGCAGCCCUGCUAAGGUAUUUACGGUGCGAAUGGCAGGCAGGAGCCCAGUGACCCGCUGGCUCGGUCGGCUGGUCAGAGCUCGCUACCUCCGCAUCAUCCCUGUGGAGUUCAGACACACCUUCUACCUGCGUGUGGAGGUCCUCGGCUGCAGAGCAGAUGAGCUAGUGACCCCCAGCAGCCUGACCACGUCCCCCUCUGCUGGUGGGGAAGUGACGGAGCAGCGCUGUGGCCUGGGUCUGUUUGCAUGCCAGCACAGUGGAGAGUGUGUCCCGGAGAGCAGGCUUUGUGACGGUCGGGCGGACUGCAAGGAUUACUCUGACGAGAUCCACUGUGGCUCUCCUGGGCUGCAAAACCAGACCAGUACCACAGGUACCCCCGGGCUGCAGACCACUAGGUCCCAAGGCGGCCUUCCUGGCAUGGCUACCUCCGGGGUCACAGGUCAUAAAGCCCCCCAGAAGACAACGACCUCAAGUACAGGGGUUACUACAGGUCAACCAGGACUUCAUCCCACCCCAACGCGCCAUUCUGGAAAACCUGGGUUGCAAACCACUCCAGGCGAGACGACCUUGCUGGUUUUCUCACAACGCACCACCCCCCAUGUACCCAGCCCCUGCUCCCCCAAGCAGUUCUCUUGUGAUAGUGGCGAGUGCGUUCACCUGGACCGCAGAUGUGACCUGCAGAGGGACUGUGUGGACGGAUCGGACGAGAGAGAUUGUGUGGACUGCAUCAUGUCCCCGUGGACACCAUGGAGCGCAUGCAGUGUCUCUUGUGGUUUGGGCUCCUUGUUCCGGCAGAGGGACAUUCUGAGGGAGGCUGUGCCCGGAGGGAGCUGCGGAGGAGCUCAGUUUGACAGCCGACCCUGUUUCCCUCGAGCAUGUCCAGUCGAGGGUCACUGGUCCCAGUGGACCGAGUGGUCUCUGUGUGACAGUCAGUGUGGAGGUGGUGUCAGAAUGAGGAACAGAACCUGCUCUGCUCCUCCCCCUAAGAACGGUGGGCGGGACUGUGAGGGCAUGACCCUGCAGAGCCAGAGCUGCAAUAGCCAGCCCUGCACCAAAGACGCCGAGACCCAGACAGGCUGCGUCAACGGCAUGGUGCUGGUGACUGAGGGGGACUGCAAAGCCGGCCGGGUUGAGCCGUGUCCUCCUACCUGCUCACAUCUCAGCAUGACCAGCAACUGCACUACAGCAUGUAUACUGGGGUGCCGCUGUGCCGAUGGUAUGUACCUUCAGGAGGGCCGAUGUGUGAAUGGCAGCCAAUGCGUCUGUCUCUGGGACGGUCGAACGCUGCAGCCGGGACAGACCGUCAGCAGGGACCAGUGUGCCACAUGCGUGUGCAUGGACGGGCAAGUAACCUGUGACACCUCCCUUUGUGUGACCACCUGUCAUUGGUCAGCCUGGUCGUCAUGGUCACCUUGUGAUGUGACCUGUGGUCUAGGACUUCAGCAACGCUACAGGUCUCCAUUGGACCCAGCUGGAGCCGGAACAAUCCAGCCCUGUGCAGGAAACUCCUCGGAGGCCCGCCGCUGCUCCGGCUCCUGUCGCACUGAGCUGCCCGAUGGAGAUUGGACCAGCUGGUCAGAGUGCAGCAAGACGUGUUUCAACCACGUAGAUGAUGUUGGAAUCAGGCUUCGAUUCCGCAGCUGCAACCACACGGUCACCGCCUUCAACGGCACAGUGAGGGGCUCGUCCUGCGAUGGAGGCGGCGAGGAGCAAGAGCCUUGUAACACCGUCCACUGUCCAGUGAACGGCGGCUGGUCAGCAUGGUCAUCCUGGUCUCAAUGUUCGUCAGAGUGCGACUCCGGCGUCCAAACGAGAGAGCGGUUUUGUAGUGCACCCACCCCACAGCACGGGGGUAGCAGCUGCUCCGGGCCGCGCAUACAGACAGGAGACUGUAACUCCCACUCCUGUUCAGGUGUGUGUCCAGAGGGCAUGGUGCACAUGACAUCAGCAGAGUGCGAGGCUCAAGGCGCCGCCUGUCCGCGCGCGUGUCUCGACAUGACCUCCGUGGAGGUGCAGUGUGUCACCGCCUGUUACAACGGCUGCUACUGCUCCCCGGGCUUCUACCUGCUGGAGAGGCGCUGCGUGCCGCUGGGCCAGUGCCCGUGUUACCAGCAGGGGGAGUUGUAUCCAUCUGGUGCCACACUGCCGGUGGAUGCCUGCAAUAACUGUACCUGCACUAAUGGAGAGAUGCAGUGCGGAGCAGCUCCCUGCGCUGUGGACUGUGGCUGGAGCAGCUGGACCCAGUGGAGCGCUUGUAGUCGAACGUGCGACGUUGGUGUGAGAAGACGCUAUCGUUCGGGAACAAAUCCUCCUCCAGCUUCUGGCGGCCGUCCCUGCAAAGGAGACCGAGUUGGGAUCGACACCUGCAGCAUUGAGCCCUGCAUUGGUGUGAGGGAGCCAUGGGUUGCGUGGUCUGACUGCUCUGUCCCGUGUGGAGGAGGGUACAGGACCCGAACCCGUGGACCCAUCCGAAUCCACGGCACCGCUCAGCAGUUCAGCGCCUGUAACUUGCAGCCCUGUGGAGACGGCAGAGUGUGUCCUCCCGGCCAGCAGUGGAAGCAGUGUGUGAUGGGACCAGUGUCAUGUGCAGACCUCACAAUGAACCUCAGCAGGAACUGCACGCCGGGCUGUCAGUGUCCACACGGGACUGUCCAACAGGAGGGCACGUGUGUAAGAGAGUCUGACUGCCUCUGUCACUUGGGUGGAGAACAGUACAAACCAGGAGAUGUCGUCUCCACAGACUGCAACAAAUGCACAUGUGAAGCGGGGAGGCUGGUGAACUGCUCUCAAGUUACCUGUAAUGUUGAUGGCCAAUGGUCAGAGUGGACUCCUUGGGGUCAGUGUUCGAUGUCGUGUGGACCGGGUCUCCAGUCUCGAUACCGGUUCUGUUCCAGUCCCCAGCGCUCUGGCAGCGGCCUGCCGUGUCUGGGCCCUCACAGAGAGGACCAGGUCUGCGUCAUCGUUGUGUGUGACCGUGACGGAGGCUGGGGUCCAUGGAGCAACUGGACGGAGUGCACCAAAUCAUGCGGGGGCGGGGUUCGAAGCCGGAGGAGAGAGUGUAACAGCCCCAGUCCGGAGGGAAAGGGCAACUACUGCGAGGGUCUGCGAACAGCAUUCACAGCCUGUAACACUGAACACUGUCCAGUGGCGCCGUGCUCGCGGGUGCCCGGCACCGUGUUCAGCAGCUGUGGUCCAUCCUGCCCGCGCUCCUGUGACGACCUGGCUCACUGUGAGUGGCAAUGUGAGCCCGGAUGCUACUGUACGGGGGGGAAGGUUCUGUCUGCUCACGGGACAGCCUGCGUAGAGAGAGAAGACUGUCCCUGCAUGGACCUUAGCACCGGACACAGGCUGCAGCCGGGGGAGACCACCGAAUCCCUCGAUGGAUGCAACAACUGCACCUGUGAGAGCGGAAGGCUCCACUGCACCAAAUACCCCUGUCCAGUGUCAGGCGGCUGGUGUGAGUGGUCAGAGUGGACUCCGUGCUCCAGGACCUGCGGGGCGGAGUCAGUGUCCCGCUACAGGAGCUGCGGGUGUCCUGAGCCUAAGGCCGGAGGGGUGCUCUGCGUUGGAGAACAGGAAACACACAACGGGGUCGGAGUUCAAAUCCAGAGACAGCCAUGCCCUGUCAUCACCUUCUGUCCAGUCCACGGUUCGUGGAGUCCCUGGUCGGCGUGGUCGGUGUGUGACGCAUGCGCCGGGUCCUCCACGCGCACCAGGGACUGUAACCGUCCUCCUGCCAGGUUCGGCGGGCUACCCUGUCUCGGAGAGAGCAGGCAGAGUCGCGGUUGCCAUGACAACCUCACCAUCUGCUCAGGCUGUGCUGGAGGCCAGGAAGUACGGCCUUGUGGGAAGCCCUGUCCUCGCUCCUGUUCGGAUCUCCAUGGUGAUACAGAGUGUCUCGACUCCUCUGGGUGCACACAGACCUGCGGUUGUCCAGGUGACAUGGUUUUGCAGGACGGCGUGUGCGUGGCCAGAGAGGAGUGUCGCUGCAAAUACCACAACAGCUCUGCUUCUGUAAUGACAUUCAGCGGUCUAGAUUCCAGUAAUGCAUCAUGGGUAUGGUCAGGUGAAUCUGAUUGGCAGUUUGCAAAUCCAGGAGACAGCAUCAUCAGUGACUGCAGAAACUGCUCAUGCAAAGCUGGCGUUCUGCAGUGUCAAUCUGACCCUGGUUGCUAUGUUGACGGUGGCUGGAGCCAAUGGGGGGGGUGGACUGAUUGCUCGCUCUCCUGCGGAGGAGGGGUCAAGUUCAGGAGACGCCAGUGCGAUAACCCGUCCCCCCAGAGCAGCGGGAGGGGCUGCCUGGGAGUCGCUGAACAGCAGAUGAGCUGCAACAUGCACCUGUGCACAGACUCCGUGGGCCCCUGGCUCCCCUGGUCUCCGUGGUCCGAGUGCUCGGUCAGCUGUGGUGGAGGGCAGCAGGCCCGCUCUCGUCUCUGCAGCUCGCCACCCUGCAGCGGCCUCGGCCGCCAGAGCAAGACGUGUAACACCCAGGUCUGCCUUGAAGUGGGCUGCCCCCCAGGUAGGUUGUACCGGGAGUGUGAACGAGGCGAAGGCUGUCCGUUCAGCUGCGCUCAGGUCAGCGGAAGAGAGGGCUGCUUCUCGGAUGGCUGCGAGGAAGGCUGCCACUGCCCCCCUCACACAUACCAGCACCGAGGCCUCUGCCUGCAGGAGUGUCCAUGUCUGGUGGACAAAGACUUCAUGGGCUCCCUGCAGAGUGUUUCUGUGACACCCGUCUCAUCUCUGCUCCUCCAUAACAUCUCUGAGGGGGUAGAGGUUCAGUCUGGAGACGCACUGAUCCACGAAUGCAGCACCUGCGGCUGCAAGCAUGGCAGAUGGAACUGUUCCCUGGUGCAUUGCCAGGUCAACGGAGGUCUGUCCCCCUGGGGCUCCUGGAGCCCCUGCUCGCUGUCCUGUGGAGGUCUGGGACUGAAGACCCGCUCCAAGAGCUGCACACAGCCGGCACCAGCCCACGGUGGAAGAAACUGCCAGGGGCCACGCCAGGAGACCACCUACUGCCAGGCCCCUGAGUGCCCAGUGAUUGUCGGCCCUACAGAAGAACCAGCUUUACCAGAUGAGGAUGCUGGAUUCUCGCUAUGGUCCUCAUGGAGUCCAUGCACCAGGCCCUGCACUGAUGCCCUCAACCCGGCGACAAAAUCACGUCAUCGGCAGUGUGUCAGGCCCCCCUGCUCUGGAAGCUCUCACCAGGAGAAGGCCUGCAACUUGGCCCAGUGUCCAGAUGGAGACGAGGUGUGUUUGGGGGCGAACUGCACCAGGAGGAACUGCUCGUGGACAGAGUGGGGGGGCUGGGGGUCCUGCUCGCGGUCCUGCGGAGUGGGUCAGCAGCAGAGGAUCCGCACCUUCUUCAACCCGCGGAGCAACGGGUCGUGGUGCGAGGACAUCUUGGGAGGACACCUGGACCAUCGCUUUUGUAACAUCAAACCCUGCCGAGUGGAUGGAGGCUGGUCCCGCUGGAGUCCCUGGUCUCGCUGUGAUAAGCACUGUGGCGGCGGGCGCUCCAUACGCACUCGCUCCUGCUCCAGCCCUCCGCCCAAGAACGGAGGGAAGAAGUGUGAAGGAGAGAAGAACCAGGUCAAACCCUGCAACACCAAACCCUGUGAUGAGAGCGGGUGCCCGCCGGGCCUGGCGUCGGUGCCUUGUGCCAACCAGUGUCCACAGCGCUGCUCUGACCUUCAGCAGGGCAUCGAGUGCCAGGGCAACACCGAAUGUCAGCCUGGCUGUCGCUGCCCUGAAGGCCAGCUGCAGCAGGACGGGCUGUGUGUGCAACGGUGGCAGUGUGACUGCGUGGACUCACUGGGACAGGUGUGGGCGGCCGGGAGUUUGCAUCAGGCGGACUGUAACAACUGCAGCUGCUCCGAUGGACAGCUGGUGUGCACCAAUCAAAGCUGCCAGGCCACCUGCCUCUGGAGCUCCUGGUCCAGCUGGGCGUCGUGCAGCGUCUCCUGUGGGCAGGGCCGGAGAACCAGAUACAGGUCUCUGGUCCCGGACACGGAAGGAGCAGAUUGCCAGUUUGAGGAGGUCCAGCACAAACCCUGCGACCCAGGGCCCUGCCCGCUUCUCUGUGUCCAUGACAACCGGGAGCUUGGAGUGGGGGAUACUUGGCUGCAGGGGGAGUGUAAACAGUGCACAUGCACCCCAGAGGGAGAUUACUGCCAAGACAUUGAUUGCACAGUGGACGGUGGUUGGACCCCAUGGUCAGUGUGGUCCGACUGCACAGUGACCUGCGGACGGGGAGCACAUGUCCGAACCCGCGCCUGCAUCAACCCCCCUCCGCGUAACAACGGGUCUCAGUGCGGCGGGCCGGAGCGAGAGACGCAGGACUGUCGUCCUGCUCCCUGUCUGGACGACCUUUGCCCCUGGUCGCCGUGGUCACCAUGUUCCCAGAGCUGUGGCGCCGGGUCUGCAGCGCGGCGCAGGGCGUGUUUGUGCGUGGAGGGAGGAGACGCAGUGUGUCCCGCUGAGAUCGAGGCAGAGAGGGACAGAGAAGAGACACAGCUUUGCUACAAGCAGCCCUGUUCAGGCUGCCCCAUGUCGGAGUGGAGCGUCUGGUCUCAGUGCUCCUGUGCUUCUCAGAGACAGCUGCGCUACCGCGUCGCCGUCUCUCCAGCCAUCAGGGGGCAGCAGUGCACUCCUGUUGAAACCGAGAGCAGGACGUGCCGUCUCCAUCCAUGUGAUGAGUGCAAAGCCCCUUUUGUGUACUCUGCGUGCGGGGCGCCGUGUGAGAAGCAAUGUGCACUGCAGGGCCGCGGGGAUCUUUGUGGAGGUGUCCGUGAAUGUACACCUGGCUGCUAUUGCACACAGGGCCUCCUGCAGCAGAAUGGUAGCUGUGUUCCUGCAGCACAGUGUGGCUGCAUCCACCUCCAGCACCAAGACUCUGGCCACCCGCCCACACCUGUCACCGUGCCUCAGGGGGCCAUGGUCACCAUAGGCUGCAGUACCUGCCUUUGCCAUGACGGAACUUUGCAGUGUGACACAAGAGAGUGUGAAGUCAUACUCAGUGAGUGGUCUGAGUGGACUCCCUGUUCUCCCUGCGUACCAUCUUCUUCCCUGCAAAUCAGCUACUUCCAAGCAGGGGUCAUCAGUGCCAGUCAGAUGCACUCAACCCAGCGGCGUUUCCGGGCCUGUUUGGACCUGUAUUCGGGUGUCCCAGUUUCUAAAGAGGAGAAUGAGAGCCAAUGUCCAGGACCUGUGGUGGAGGAGAGGCUCUGUCCAAAUGCCGACAUCUGCAGAGAUCUGUGUCAGUGGAGUGCCUGGAGCGCUUGGACAGCCUGCGCAGAGCCUUGCAGUGGCGGAGUCAGGCAGCGCUUCAAGCGGCCCCUGGUCUCUCCUCCAGAGCCACGCUGUAGGAGCCAACAGACACAGAGCCAGAGCUGCAACACAGCACUCUGCCCAGGUGAGCGCUGUGAGGAUAGGGGCCGGACUUACCAAGAGAGCUGUGCCAAUCAAUGCCCUCGCAGCUGCACUGACUUAUGGGAGCAUGUGCAGUGUCUCCAGGGAGCAUGUCACUCAGGUUGUCGGUGUCCUAAGGGACAGUUGCUGCAGGGUGGCCACUGCGUGCCAGUGACCGAGUGCCGCUGCGGUAUCCCAUCAGGCAACGGAACGCUGGAGUUCAAUCCUAAAGAGGAGAUUUCCGUCGACUGUAACACCUGUGUGUGUGAAAACGGUACUCUGACGUGCACCAAGCUCCAGUGCCCGGUUCAUGAGCCCUGGAGCCCGUGGAGCUCCUGCUCAGCCUCCUGUGGACACGGCCAGAUGACAAGGACACGUCUUUGCCAGGACGCGGAGGGCGCUCUUUCCUGUUCUGACACCACACAGACAAAGGACUGCGUUCUACCGUCAUGUCCAACGGGGUGUUUGUUGAGCGAGUGGUCCUCAUGGACCGAGUGCAGUGCCACCUGUGGCGGCGGGUCCACUGCGCGGAACAAGACGGUCCUGAGAGCCCCCGAGCCUGGUGGGGCGGUCUGUGUUGGACCAGUUGAACAGCACACUGUGUGCAACACCAACAGCUGCCUGCCGGAGUGUCCUACCGGGCAGGUAUUUAAUGACUGUUCAGGUUCCUGUCCGUAUACCUGUCAGGACCUGUGGCCACAGACUCAGUGUUUACCUGGACCUUGCACCCCAGGGUGCAGCUGCUCUCCUGGACAGGUGCUGCAUGAAGGCUCCUGUCGGCCCCAUGCCGACUGUCCCUGUUCACCGCUCUCUCUGCCGCUGGAUCACCUGCUCUGGAACAUCAGCGCUGAGGAGAUGACAGAAACUUGGCUGCGGCCUGGAACGGCCGUACAACACCUGUGCAACACGUGCAUAUGCCAAGGAGGAGUGUUCAACUGCACCUCGGAGCUCUGUGAUGUGGACUGCGAGUGGUCCAGCUGGUCCCAGUGGACGCCCUGCUCAGCGAGUUGUGGCACGGGGCAACAGAGCUCCACCAGAGUCAUCCUGCAGCCCAGCCGGUACGGAGGGGCCCCGUGUGAGGGCUCCGAGCACCGCACCCAGACCUGCUUGGCCCCCGACUGUUCAUGUCCUGACAGCGAACAGUGGAGGAGGAGAGCGCCGGACGAAGCGACGCUUUGCGAGCGGAGCUGCCGGGACAUUUACUCCUCCUCUCUGGUCAACUGCAGCCGCGCCAGUGAGAGAUGCGUGUGUCGGGAGGGGCUUUACCGCGACCCGGGGGGCGUUUGUGUCAUCGCCGCUCUCUGCCCCUGCCAUGACCAGGACAUCCAGCGGGAGGCGGGAUCAGAGUGGGAGGACGGCUGUCAGUUGUGUCGUUGUGUCAACGGGAAGAAACUGUGCCAGUUAAGAUGUCCACCACUCCACUGUGAUGAGGCGGAGGUGAAGGUGCAGGAGCCGGAGAGCUGCUGUCCAGUCUGUAGGAAGCAAUUUCCAGAUGAGCCCGUGCCAGAGUGUCGGCGCUACGUGCAGGUGAAGAACAUCACCAAGGGAGGCUGUCGGCUUGACAACGUGGAGGUCAGCUCCUGCAGUGGACGCUGUCUGUCCAGCACAGACGUCAUCCUGGAGGAGCCCUACCUGCAGUCAGUGUGCGAGUGCUGCAGUUACCGUUUGGACCCAGACCACCCAGUGCGCUUCCUCAGCCUGCAGUGUGAGAGCGGGGAGAGCGAGCCGGUCGUCCUGCCUGUCAUCCACAGCUGUGAGUGCACCAGCUGCCAAGGAGGUGACCUUUCCAGACGCUAAGCGAGUGUGUCAAGCAUGUGUGUGUGUGUGUGAUCUGUGUGUAUGGGAGAGUGUGAAAGUGUAAGCAAGAGCAGGUGUCAAUGCCAGGCUAAGUCCAGUGACAUUGCCCCACUAAAAGGCAGGUGGAAGGAUGAGAGGACCAAUGAAGUGGUGGUGGACGCCUCUCCGGAUCAUCAUUCUGCAACCUGUACAGCCUUUUUCUACCGUACAUUCAUAGUCAUAUUAAAGUACAUGUGACUCAGACAGAUUAUGCAUUUAAAUGUAUCAUAUGUAUAUGUUUUAAGAAUAUGUGGCAGAAAACUUCUUUAAGUGAGAGUUUAUAAUGAGACUGGUUAUAUAUUCUUUAACAUGUUGCAGUUCCAAUGAACUGCUCAAUAAAGAUUUGGAGAACACUGUUGGCUUUUUUUCUAUUUAAGAAUGUUUUUUCUACCAUGACCUCUAAAUAGCAUAUACUACUAUACACUAACCAUCAGGAGGAAUUAUGG